UGCGUCAUUGCCAUUUACCUUUGUUGAUGUUCUUCUUCUUCUUCACUCCGGUGCUGAUGCUUUACGGUCAAGUUGUGUAACUCGUAACCGAAUAUGUCAUCUCAUUUGAGGCCUUUACUGCGGUGUUUUCAAAAUGUAUCGCAGCAAAGAAUGGUCCGCCUUACCACAUCUGCAAAGGAUUCUGGUGCUGAAGCUCUGCAGGUAUCAGAGGAUAGAAAAGAAAAUAUUUCUCCCAAAACUGGCAUUCUCAUGCUCAACAUGGGCGGACCCCAAACAUUAGAUGAAGUUCACGACUUCCUUUUGCGACUCUUCAAAGAUCGAGAUAUUAUACAGCUUCCUUUCCAAGACUACAUGGGGCCCUGGAUUGCCAAAAGGAGAACACCAAGCAUCCAGCAAAAAUAUGAUGAGAUAGGUGGAGGAUCACCAAUUUUUAAAUGGACAGAUCUGCAGGGACGGUUGAUGUGUGAACGUCUCGACGAGAUUUGUCCAGAGUCAGCCCCCCACAAACACUACGUUGGUUUCCGUUAUGCCAAGCCAUUAACUGAAGAUACACUACAAAGAAUGGAAGAGGACGGUGUUGAGAACUGCAUUGCUUUUACACAAUAUCCUCAGUAUAGCUGCAGCACAACUGGAUCCAGCAUGAAUGCCAUCCACAAGUUCUAUGCUGACAGGUGAUUCCCAAAUAACUGAGGAACCAAGAUGAAAUGGAGUGUCAUAGACCGUUGGUGCACAAAUCAAUUUUUAGUUAAGUGUUUUGCGGAAAAUAUACAAAAGGAGUUGGACCAGUUCCCUGAGGAGAAACGGAAGGAUGUUUUUGUGCUUUUUUCAGCACAUUCGCUGCCUUUAAAGCAAGUAGGUCGCGGGGACCCUUAUUCUGCUGAAGUAGGAGCUACGGUGCAGUUGGUAAUGCAAGAAUUAGGAUUCAGCAAUCCAUAUCGUUUAGUGUGGCAGAGCAAAGUCGGACCACUUCCCUGGCUCUCUCCAGCAACGGAUGAUUGCAUUAAAGGUCUCGUAGAACGAGGAAGAAAAAACAUUAUUUUGGUGCCCAUAGCAUUCACGAGCGACCACAUCGAAACACUUCAUGAACUCGACAUUGAAUAUGCCGAGGAAGUUGGAGAAAAGGUUGGAGCAGAAUGCAUUCGCCGUUGUGCAUCACCCAAUGACCAUCCACUCUUCAUUGAUGCGUUAGUUGACGUCGUAAGCCAGCACCUCAGAAAGGGCCAUCGUUGCUCAGAACAGUUCCUUCAUAAUUGCCCUCUCUGUAUCAACCCAUCCUGUUAUGCCUCCAAGAAGUGGUUCAGAUAUGCAACAAAAAAUUCUAAUAACUUCCAUUCAGUCGGAAGGCAGUUGACGAACAAAAUAAGGUUCAAGACUUGGAAAAUAAAAAAAAAACAUUUAGUUCCACAGAUGGGGAUAGGGAAGGGUGCACAUUUGCUUGCAGUCGUUUAUAAGGUUUCUUUUAUAACCUUGGUUAAAUCACAAUCAGCAACAUUACAACUCGCAGAAUAUUCUGAAGAAUCAUGUCUAUGUAUCUAGGGUUAGAUUGUGUCUUGAGAUAA
Molecule: messenger RNA, 1559 nt
Organism: Macrobrachium nipponense
Lineage: Eukaryota; Metazoa; Arthropoda; Malacostraca; Decapoda; Palaemonidae
Product: ferrochelatase, mitochondrial-like
Biological process (GO): heme biosynthetic process
Cellular component (GO): mitochondrion
Molecular function (GO): protoporphyrin ferrochelatase activity
Source: RefSeq, a predicted model, not a curated record